Messenger RNA from Podarcis lilfordi (Lilford's wall lizard), 402 nucleotides. The record is from the annotation of a GenBank genome assembly. Lineage: Eukaryota; Metazoa; Chordata; Lepidosauria; Squamata; Lacertidae.
AUGAACCCUCCCCAUGACCUACCUUCCCCAACCUGCCGCCCUUCAGAUAUUGCUGAACCAGACUUCCCAUCAUCCCUGAGUAUUGGCCGUGCUGGCUGGGUUGAACAACAUCCAGAAGGCACCAGGUUGGGGAGAUUUGCCUUGGGCUGUGCUGUGAUGCUUCACACCAACAAAGGAAUCAGAAUUGGCUUCCCCUUACCAACCCCAAAAGAUGUCCACACAGCCCAAAUGGAAGCCCUUCUCGCUUCAAACGAGAGCUUCCGAACUGGCUCUUCAAGCGGUCCUCUGACAAUUGACCUCAACUAUUUCGGAGAUUUCCUUUUUAAAAAAAGCUCAACAAUUUUGGGAUGUCCUGGUUUUCUGACCCUAACUUCCAGAAUAAGAAAAAGGUGCAUUACUUAA